This is a messenger RNA of Chondrus crispus (carragheen), 1382 nucleotides long. RefSeq lists its product as hypothetical. Gene Ontology annotation, biological process: mitochondrial phosphate ion transmembrane transport. The coding region runs from base 1 to 1113 and encodes 370 amino acids. Lineage: Eukaryota; Rhodophyta; Florideophyceae; Gigartinales; Gigartinaceae. The record is from RefSeq and is a predicted model, not a curated record. Gene Ontology annotation, cellular component: mitochondrial inner membrane. The transcript is spliced from 2 exons. Gene Ontology annotation, molecular function: phosphate transmembrane transporter activity.
AUGGCGGCCGGCGCGAGCAACGGUCUCGCCGCCGCCGUCGGUCCCUCGCAAGCUUACACGCGCCAUCUCGCCGAUCGCACCCGCUUCGCCCCGGUCCCCUCAGCAUCGCGCUUUGCCCACAGCCGUUUCGCCCUUGCCGUCACCUCCCCGCUCUCUCAAAUCAUCGCCGCAUCCGUAUCGGAGGUGACGGACAAAUGGGACGCUCGCAAAGCCCAUGCCGUCCACCAUGACAACUCGUACUACGCAAAGUGCAUGUUCGGAGGCGCCCUCGCCUGCGGCCUCACGCAUGCCGCCGUCACCCCGCUCGAUGUCACCAAGUGCAACAUGCAGGUCGAUCCCAACAAGUACAAGGGCUUGCUGUCCGGCCUUCGCACCUUGGUCGCUGAAGAGGGAGUAACGGGCGUUUGGAAGGGCUGGUUACCUACUCUUAUCGGCUACUCUAUGCAGGGACUGUUCAAGUUCGGUCUCUACGAGUAUUUCAAGGACAUGUACAGUAAUAUGGCCGGAAAGGAGAAUUCUCAAAAGUACAAGGGCGUCAUUUUCUGUCUCGGUUCUGCUUCAGCAGAGUUCUUUGCCGAUAUCGCCCUCUGUCCAAUGGAGAUGGUCAAGGUCAAGGUCCAGACAUCCCCGCCGGGCACGUGGCCCACCGCAUUUGGGCCUGCGCUUGCUAAGAUGUCGGCCCAAUCCGCAGAGACCCGUUUCCCGUUCGGCUCUGUCGUCCCGCUCUGGAGUCGCCAGAUCCCUUACACCGUCGCCAAGUUUUACUUCUUUGAGAAGGCUGUCGCCUUCUUCUAUUCCAACGUCUGGACCGAGCCGAGAGAGUCGUACUCUAAAAACACCCAGCUUGGAAUCACUUUCCUGUCUGGUUACAGUGCCGGUAUCAUCUGCGCCAUCGUGUCGCAUCCGGCCGAUUCUCUCAUUUCCCAGAUUGGAAAAGUUUCAAACAAGGGCAAGUCCCUCGGUACCAUCGCGUCGGAGGUCGGCUUUUCCAACCUUCUCACCCGCGGUCUGUCCACCCGUAUCAUUAUGAUCGGUACGCUCACAGGUCUGCAAUGGUGGAUCUACGAUACCUUCAAGACAAUGGCUGGCUUGGGUACGAGCGGUGGCAAAUAAAAACUUGUAAUGCAUCGGAAAUACAAGGAUGUUCUCAAAAUCGAUUUCUCAUUCACCUGAAUAGUAUCGAUGGCGGCUGGCUCUGGCCUAUUUUGUGACUCAUGGUCUUUCUAGAUAACAAACUGGUUGAUGCUGUUUGUUACUAUGAUGCGUGAUAAACAGGCAACGCGUGUGUGUACUACGACCCUCUCAGAUUUCGUCUGUUUCUAAGACUCUGAUACUCGCGACAGUCCAUUAAAUGAAGUACUAGUCCAACCUUCACACCCUUA